AUGGAUUAAAUUGAAAUUGAAAUAAAAGAGAUGGAUGCAUUAUAUUUUGAUAAAGAAUGUGCAAGCUAUCAUCCUUCUAAUAAUGAAUUAUUAGAAAAGGAUAUCCAUGAAUAUUAACAUUUUAAAAAUGUGAUUGCAUGCUUUUAUAAUUAUAUGAAUGAUAUGAAGGUAGAGCUUUAAAGAAUUAAAACUCAUUUUGAAACCCUUAAACCUGAAUAGAGAAAUAAUUUAUUAAUGAAUUAUUAAGAUAGAAUCAAAAAAUUUGAUUACUGCAUAAAGAAAAAUGCCAAUUUUUGUUUCUUGAUAGUAGCAGCUUAUGUAGAUAUGUUUCCAGAGAUGGAUUUAAGUCAAGUAAAAUUUGUAUCAGAGUUACCAUAUUUUCCUCAUGCUCAGCAUGGCGAUAUUUCAAAACUAAGAAUAACCUUAAAAUAAUUUUAUCGAGGUAUAAUUAUGUAAUUUAAAUCAAGAUUGGAGUAUUCAAGGAUAAGCAGAAAGAGAUUAAUCUUAUAAACCUAUUAUUGAUUGCUUAUAAAAUUAUUAUCCAGAUGCAAAAACUAGAGAUAAAAAAUAUUAGGUACUAUUACCUGGAGCAGGAUUAGGAAGGCUUGUAUUUGAAUUGGCAAGUCGAGGCUUUGCAGCAUAAGGAAAUGAAUUCUCUUAUUUUAUGCUUUUGAGUUCUCAUUUUAUUAUCAAUCUUACGUAAAAAAAAAACUAAUAUGAAUUAUAUCCUUUUGCCAAUAAUUUUUGCAAUCGAUUAAGGUAAAUUUCUGAAUUAGCUUUAGUGAGAGCGACUAAUUUGAAUUAGUGUAAAUACCUGACGUAGUUCCUGCAGAAGUUUUAACUGAAAAUGACCAAAUGUCAUUUGUAGCAGGGGAAUUUAUUACUGUAUAUCAUCAAGAAAAAUACUUUAAUUUUUGGGAUAGCAUCAUUACUUGUUUCUUCAUUGACACAGCAAAUAAUGUAUUAGAUUACAUAGACACAAUCUAUGAGAUUUUAAAGCCGAAAGGAAUUUGGAUCAAUUUUGGGCCAUUGGAGUAUCAUUUUGCUAAUUAAUUCUCAGAAACAAGCAUUGAGCUAAGUUAUGAAGAUAUAAAACAUUAUAUAAAAUAAAAAGGAUUUGAGAUUUCAUCCGAAUAAAUGUAGGAAUCAACUUAUAAUCAUUCAAAAUUAGAUUAAAAAUACUUAAUGUAUAAUUGUAUAUUUUUUAUUGCUGUAAAGAAGUGA
Paramecium octaurelia is the source of this 1224-nucleotide messenger RNA. The record is from the annotation of a GenBank genome assembly. Lineage: Eukaryota; Ciliophora; Oligohymenophorea; Peniculida; Parameciidae.